Messenger RNA from Penicillium griseofulvum, 1125 nucleotides. RefSeq names its product Major facilitator superfamily domain, general substrate transporter. NCBI's taxonomy places the organism in Eukaryota, Fungi, Ascomycota, Eurotiomycetes, Eurotiales, Aspergillaceae. The transcript is spliced from 2 exons. Gene Ontology annotation, molecular function: transmembrane transporter activity. Gene Ontology annotation, biological process: transmembrane transport. The coding region runs from base 1 to 1125 and encodes 374 amino acids. The record is from RefSeq and is a predicted model, not a curated record.
AUGCACGAGAAGCUAUCGAUUGGAGCGAACAAGGCACUUCCGACUUCCCCUUCUAAAUCACCAAGCUACGUUGAUUUCGAAGGAACCGAUGACCCCUCACAUCCUCAGAGUUGGAAACUGUCUAAGAAACUUUUCAACUCUAUCCUAGUUUGCUCAGGAACCUUCAUCGUCUCUUUAACAAGCGCCAUCUUCGCACCAGGAAUCGACAAAGUAAGCAAAGCCUUCGGAGUUGGAACAGAAGUCGGAACACUUGGAACAACCCUCUACGUCCUCGGCUUCGCAUCAGGACCUCUGAUCUGGGCCCCUUCAUCCGAGCUACGGGGCAGAAAAUGGCCAUUGACAGUCGGAAUGUUAGGCGGAGGAAUCUUCACAAUUGCAUGCGCAGUGUCCAAAAAUAUCCAGACUUUGAUCAUAUGCCGUUUCUUCGCUGGCAUGUUUGGCGCAAGCCAACUAACCGUCGUCCCCGGUGUACUGGCUGAUCUAUACAAUAAUACCACCCGCGGCGCUGCAAUUUCACUAUAUGCACUGACUGUCUUCGUGGGCCCGUUUAUGGCUCCUUUUGUGGGUGGCUUCAUUGCAUCGAGUUAUCUUGGCUGGCGGUGGACUCUUUACAUCCCGGCGAUUUUUAGUCUGGGGAAUGGGUUAGUGAGUGUUCUUUUCUUGGAUGAGACGUAUCCGCCUUGUAUUCUCGUGGCAAAGGCUGUUGCUAUCCGCAAGGAGUCUCAAAAGAAUAUUCUUGCCAGACACGAGGAGAUCGAGGUUAGCAUUUCAGGUCUUGUGGAGAAAUACUUCACACGUCCGUUGAAGUUGCUCUUUACGGAACCUAUUAUCCUCGUGGUCUCGGUUUACAUGUCUUUCAUUUAUGGCCUUGUUUAUGCGCUUCUUGAGGCAUAUCCUUUCGUCUUUGAACAUGUGUAUGGGAUGACUCCUGCUAUUGCUGGGUUAAUGUUCAUUGGUCUCAUUGUCGGCGUGGUGCUUGCGUGUGCUUUUAUUCUUUUCGGGCAAUUGGACUAUGCAAGGAAACUGGCAGAGAAUAAGGGUGUCACAGUGCCUGAGUGGCGCCUCGCUCCAACAUUACUAGGAGCGCCUGUUUUUACGAUAGGUCUCUUUUGGUGGGUACAAUGA